AUGCCCCUGAUGUUUACCAAGGUGAAGCUGGAGCAGGUAUUUAAAGGCCCGGAGGAAGCCCUCGUGACCUGCAGACAAAUGCUGAGGCUGUGGCAGACCUUGUACAACUUCUCCCAGCUGGGAGGCCUGGAGAAGGACGGCAGCUUCGGCGAAGGCCUCACGAUGAAGAAGCAGAGUGGCAUGCACCUGACUCUGCCCGAUGCCCACGACGCAGACUCCAGCUCUCGGCGGGCAUCAUCCAUCGCAGCCUCCCGGCUGGAGGAGGCCAUGUCGGAGCUAACUAUGCCCACCUCAGUCCUGAAGCAGGGCCCCAUGCAGCUGUGGACCACACUGGAACAAAUCUGGCUCCAGGCUGCUGAGCUGUUCAUGGAGCAGUGGCACCUCAAGGAAGCAGCCUUCUGCAUCCAGGAGGCAGCGGGCCUCUUCCCUACCUCUCACUCGGUGCUCUACAUGCGGGGCCGGCUGGCCGAGGGAAAGGGCAGCUUGGAGGAAGCCAAGCAGCUGUACAAGGAGGCGCUGACCGUGAACCCGGACGGCGUGACCAUCAUGCACCGCCUGGGGCUGAUGCUGAGUCGGCUGGGCCACAAAAGCCUGGCCCAGAAAGUGCUCCGGGACGCCGUGGAGAGGCAGAGCACCUGCCACGAAGCGUGGCAGGGCCUGGGCGAGGUGCUGCAGGCUCAGGGCCAGCCUGCUGCCGCCGUGGACUGCUUCCUCACUGCCCUGGAGCUGGAGGCCAGCAGCCCCGUGCUGCCCUUCUCCAUCAUCCCAAGGGAGCUCUGACGCAGCCGCUACUGCAGCAGCAGGGAAGGGGACUGCCCGGGGGGCGGCAAGAGCAGGCAGCAGCGGGAGCAGGUCGGGGAGGGACAGUGGCGCUCAGGUGUGGGGCCUCAGGGAAAUACAUCUCUUGUGAACACUUCUGUGGGCUGCAGCCCUCUCCUCUCUUGGCUGGGCCAAGAGGGUUUUCCCAGAUACCUGCCUUGGUGCCUUGGGAGAUAGUUUGGCUUGAACUCUAAGUGACUUUGCAGAGUUUUAGUGACCGGACUUGCUCCCUGAGAGCUGGGGCAGAGGGGCAUCACAGCUGAACUUCACCCCCAUCCUUGCUUCUGCCUUGAGGACUGGGAGCCCCACUCCCCAGUCUCAGGACAGGACAGGCUUCUGGAUCACUCUGAGGUCUUGCCCAUGGCAGUCACAAUUUACAGAAGCUGCUGGCAAAUGAGAAGGGGUCUCUGGGUUCCUCUCCCAGGCUGUUAGUAGAUGAUGCCUGGUGUUGCCUCUCUUUGACCAAUGAGGCCAGUUGGGCUCUAUCGUGCUCUUUCUCUCUGCUCCCAAGUGCCUUGUUGGCCUCUGGUGUCUGGCCUGGAGCACUGAGCACCGGCCCUAACUCACUACCCAUUUCUACCCACCCCCACCUCCCUGGAAACAUGCCCCAGCCCAAGCCGCUUCUGUAGGCCUAGGCCAGUGACACCUAGGAUGGGCCUCAGGACACAAAGUAUGGCAGCUGGACCCAAGCCCUUUCUAGUACCCUGAAUCUGCACCUCAUUCCUUCAAGCCUUACCCCACUUUUUACCCUAGGGUUACUAAUGUGGGGGCAAUUCCUAGGACUGUCCCUAGUAUAUCUCACCAUCCACAGUCCAUUUUUCACCUCAGGCUUUGAGUGGCCCAAGUCCCACCCUGGCCAUCUGGGUCCCUCUGCCUGGGACCCCAUAGGUGCUGUAGUUUGAGACCCAGCCCUUCCUUUCUGUGGUUGAGCAGGCCUCUGUGUCUGUGACAGACCCCAUCUGCAGGGGCCCAGGGGCUCCCCCGGCCCUGCAGCGUGAUGCUCUUAAAACCCUUCCCAAGAAGUCAGUCCCCUGGAGCCUGGCAGGGAAUUCCUUGUUAUCUGCACUUUGGGUUUUAGUUUUAAAACUCCGUCAGGUACAGCUCUCAUUUUAAGAAGCAUGGAAAGGGCCGGCCCGGUGGCGCACUGGAUAGUGCGCCGCUUGGGAAGCGCGGCGGCGCUCCCGCC
Molecule: messenger RNA, 2005 nt
Organism: Galeopterus variegatus (Sunda flying lemur)
Lineage: Eukaryota; Metazoa; Chordata; Mammalia; Dermoptera; Cynocephalidae
Gene: TTC7A
Product: tetratricopeptide repeat domain 7A
Exons: 6
Coding region: 1-780 (259 amino acids)
Biological process (GO): protein localization to plasma membrane; phosphatidylinositol phosphate biosynthetic process
Cellular component (GO): plasma membrane
Molecular function (GO): protein binding
Source: RefSeq, a predicted model, not a curated record